UUGUACUGCCUUCUCUUUUCAGUUCUCACAUCUCACUUUUCCAAUAGCAAAGCAAAGACACCCAGUUAAGCCCUAAGUCGGAAAAAGAGGAAAUCGAGGCCUUUCAGUCAUGAGUCGCGGCAGUGGAGGUGGCUACGAUCGUCAUAUCACCAUUUUCUCACCCGAGGGUCGUCUCUUUCAAGUGGAAUAUGCUUUUAAGGCUGUAAAGGCUGCGGGGAUCACCUCAAUAGGUGUCUGUGGAAAGGAUUCAGUUUGUGUUGUUACUCAGAAGAAGGUCCCUGACAAGCUUUUGGAUCAGACAAGUGUGACACAUCUUUUCCCUAUUACGAAGUUCCUUGGCUUACUUGCAACUGGCAUGACAGCUGAUGCAAAAACAUUGGUGUCACAAGCAAGAAAUGAAGCAGCUGAGUUUCGCUUCAGAUAUGGAUAUGAAAUGCCUGUAGAUGUAUUGGCCAAAUGGAUUGCAGACAAAUCGCAAGUGUAUACUCAACAUGCUUACAUGAGACCACUUGGAGUAGUUGCAAUGGUUUUGGGUAUUGAUGAUGAGUUUGGACCUCGAUUGUACAAAUGUGACCCAGCUGGUCAUUUCUUUGGUCACAAGGCCACAAGUGCUGGAUUGAAAGAACAAGAGGCUAUCAACUUUUUGGAGAAAAAAAUGAAGAAUGAUCCCGCGUUUACCUAUGAGGAGACCGUACAGACUGCAAUUUCUGCCCUGCAAUCAGUUCUUCAGGAGGAUUUUAAGGCCACUGAGAUUGAGGUGGGAGUUGUGAAGCAGGAGAACCCGGUGUUUAGAGUGUUGUCCACAGAGGAAAUUGACGAGCACCUGACAGCUAUAAGCGAGCGUGAUUGAGUCCUCACAUAGCUGAUUCUCUUUUGAGGAAAAGUUGGAUUUGAAGCAAUGCUUGCAUACCUUUUUUUUUUUCCAUUUAAAAUCUUAGAUUGACUUUAUGUUUGAGAAAUCAUUUACAAUCCCCCAAUGAAUUAUUGAAAGUUAUUUGCUGGGAUAA
Humulus lupulus (European hop) is the source of this 1007-nucleotide messenger RNA. Its product is annotated as proteasome subunit alpha type-6. Gene Ontology annotation, cellular component: nucleus; proteasome core complex, alpha-subunit complex; proteasome core complex. The record is from RefSeq and is a predicted model, not a curated record. The transcript has 9 exons. Gene Ontology annotation, biological process: ubiquitin-dependent protein catabolic process. Lineage: Eukaryota; Viridiplantae; Streptophyta; Magnoliopsida; Rosales; Cannabaceae. The coding region runs from base 110 to 850 and encodes 246 amino acids.